Ochotona curzoniae (black-lipped pika) is the source of this 2683-nucleotide messenger RNA. It is a transcript of the gene ZCCHC8, whose product is annotated as zinc finger CCHC-type containing 8. Gene Ontology annotation, cellular component: catalytic step 2 spliceosome. The transcript is spliced from 14 exons. The record is from RefSeq and is a predicted model, not a curated record. Gene Ontology annotation, molecular function: zinc ion binding; RNA binding. Lineage: Eukaryota; Metazoa; Chordata; Mammalia; Lagomorpha; Ochotonidae. Bases 144 to 2279 code for a protein of 711 amino acids.
UGCGGCCUGUGCUUCGAGAGGGAAAAGCGAGCGGGGAGGCUCGGCGCGGCCCGGGCCCCAGGCAGCCGCGCAGCCCCACGACCUUCGGCCCCAGCCGAGGUGGCCGGCCCCGCCUCCGGGCCAAGCUUUCCCCACGACCCAAGAUGGCGGCCGGGGUGGAUUUCGGCGACCUGGAGCUCUUUGAGGCGUUUGGCCACCCGGAGGAGUCGAUGCCGAAGCCCGUUCACACCCGCUUCAAGGACGACGACGGCGCCGAGGAGGACGAGAACGGCGUGGGCGACGCGGAGCUCCAGGCGCGGCUCCGGCAGUGCGAGGAGACCAUCGAGCAGCUCCGCGCCCAGAAUCUGGAACUUAAAAGAAAAUUGAACAUUCUGACUCGACCGAGUGGAAUAUUGGUGAACAAUACUAAACUAGACGGGCCUUUACUGCAAAUUCUGUUUAUGAACAACGCUAUCUCAAAGCAAUAUCAUCAAGAAAUAGAGGAAUUUAUAUCAGAUUUAGUAAAAAGAUUUGAGGAACAGCAGAAAAAUGAUGUGGAAAAGACUUCCUUUAAUCUUUUGCCCCAGCCAUCCAGUAUUAUGUUGGAAGAGGACGGCAAGGUAGAAGAUUCCUGUGCCAGUAAAACCAGCAAGGAGGCUUUCAGUGUUGUAGGAAGUGUCCUGUAUUUUACUAAUUUUUGCCUUGAUAAAUUGGGGCAGCCACUGCUAAACGAAAACCCUCAGCUCACCGAAGGAUGGGGAGUGCCCAAGUACCAGCAGGUCUUCAGCCACAUUGUUUCUCUAGAAGGGCAAGAAAUACAAGUAAAGGCAAAAAGACCAAAGCCUCACUGUUUCAACUGUGGUUCUGAAGAGCAUCAAAUGAAAGAUUGUCCAAUGCCCCGGAAUGCCGCACGAAUCAGUGAGAAGAGAAAAGAGUACCUGGAGGCCUGCGGGGAGGCGAGCAGUCAGGGUUUCCAGCAGCGGUACCACGCGGAGGAGGUGGAAGAGAGAUUCGGCAGGUUCAAGCCCGGAGUCAUCAGUGAGGAGCUUCAGGACGCACUGGGCGUGACCGACAGGAGCCUCCCGCCCUUCAUCUAUCGGAUGCGCCAGCUGGGCUACCCGCCAGGCUGGCUCAAGGAAGCUGAACUGGAGCACUCGGGACUGGCCCUCUACGAUGGGAACGAUGACGCGGAGGGCGAGACGGAGGCCGGAGAGGUGCAGCAGAAUAAAAGUGUCACUUACGACCUCUCAAAAUUGGUAAACUAUCCGGGUUUCAAUAUUUCAACUCCCAGAGGAAUUCCAGAUGAGUGGAGGGUGUUCGGCUCCAUCCCCAUGCAGGCAAGCCAGCAGAAGGACGUGUUCGCCAGCUACCUGCUUGCCAACUUUCAAGCGCCGGGUGCAAAGUCUGGCAGCAAGAGGUCUUCCUUCCAGUCCAGCCCCAGGAGCUCCAAGAAGCAGAAGAAGGAAGGCAGCUCGGCAUCCUCCCCCACAGACAUGGAGCUCGACUCGGGUAGACCUGUCCUCUUUCUUCCAGACUGCUCCCCGUGCAGUGGAGGCUCCCAUUUCCAGCCACCUUUACCACCCGGCACUCCCCCACCGCUCCCCCAGGGGGCAUCUUCCCCCGUCUUCACCCCACCACUCCCCAAGGGCACCCCACCGCUGACCCCCAGCGCCUCGCCGCAGCCCCGAAUGGCAUCGGGGGCCGUGGAGGAGGACGCGCUGACCCUGGAGGAGCUGGAGGAGCAGCAGAGGCGGAUCUGGGCGGCUCUGGAGCAGGAGAGCACCCACAGCGACUCGGACCUGCCUGUGGACACGCCUUUAACUGGAAAUUCUGUUGCCUCAUCGCCUGGGCCCAGUGAGCUGGACCUCCCUAUGCAGGAGGGCAACGCCCACGACAAGCAGCAGCUGGAGCUUCCAGAACCUGUAGAACUCGGCGAUUGUGCCCAGAAAGCAGAGGCUGGCCCGUGUUCGAGUCCCGGGCCCGAGGCCCCGGCACCGGCUCCGGAGGAGGAGGUGGAGCCCGCCCCACUGGACUCGAAGGCUGCUCCGGAUGGCAGCAGCGUGGCCUCCCCCCGCGACGUCCCCAACGGAGGCAGCCAGGUGCUGCGGACUGCGGGCUGCAGCCCAUCCCUGGCCACCAAGGGCCACAGCCCUGUCCCCGACAUGAGCAAGUUUGCCACAGGAAUAACACCGUUUGAAUUUGAGAAUAUGGCAGAAUCCACAGGGAUGUACCUCAGGAUACGAAACUUGUUGAAGAACUCACCCCGCAACCAGCAGAAAAACAAAAAAGCUGCCGAGUAACUGCUGGCGGCAGCGCAGGCAGUGCGGGCCCCGGCUCUGUGGCCUGUGCUCUGUCCCUGGGCCACGCCGGCCAGCUCGGCAGGGCAGUCAUGUUGCUGUCUACACCUGCCACGUUUUGAAAGAUCUCUCCAAGACUGAAUUGUGGUGGACAGGAAGAGGGGGACUGGGCUCCUGGUUGCUGUAUUUUGUUGGCAAACGGGGCGCGGGGGGCUGUGAAUCCGAGAUGGCUUGGGAUCGUGAGUGUCCAUCAAGAGUAAUGAUUUUUAAUCUGUCUUUUCUACAUUUUGCUAAUUCUCCUGUACACAAGUUUAAUAUAUCACUUUUUUUACAAGAAAGAGAUUCUAACCAUUUUCAGAUUCAUGUUUCAGCUCCAGCAACCACAUGAGGACAGUGAGGGCUGAGCC